CGCCAUAAUCAUUCGUGUGGGUCUGUGCUUGUGUGGUUUGGUUGUAAAAAUACCGGUGCCAACCAUUAUUUUUAAUUAGUAUAAGUUAUGCGUAUGAAUCCAGACAUGGACGAUGAUGAGAAGGGAAAACUGUUCGUCGGGGGUCUUUCUUGGGAGACAUCUCAAGAGAAUUUACAACGAUACUUCUCCCGUUACGGCGAUGUGAUCGACUGCGUAGUAAUGAAGAACAGCGAAUCUGGCCGAUCCAGGGGAUUCGGCUUCGUCACCUUCGCUGAGCCAGCACUGGUCAACGUAGUGCUGCAAAAUGGGCCUCAUCAACUUGACGGCAGAACCAUCGAUCCGAAGCCGUGCAAUCCUCGCACGCUUCAGAAACCGAAGCGCGGUGGCGGUUACCCCAAGGUCUUCUUGGGAGGACUUCCAUCCAAUGUCACCGAGACCGAUCUUCGGGUUUUCUUCGGCCGCUACGGCAAGGUCAUGGAAGUGGUCAUCAUGUACGAUCAGGAAAAGAAGAAAUCCAGAGGCUUUGGAUUCCUGUCUUUCGAGGACGAGAUUUCUGUUGAGAGGGUCACUCAAGAGCAUUUCAUCAAUCUCAAUGGAAAACAGGUGGAGAUCAAGCGCGCCGAACCACGCGAUGGGUCUGGCAAGCUAGGUUCCGGUGCAAGUGGAAUGGGCGGUGGAGCCCUGAGUGCGCCUGGCGAUGCGCCCCAAGCUGGGCAGUGGGGCCCACCGGCCGCCGCGCCCAUCAACAUGAUCCAGGGCCAUAACGGCCAGAUGGGUGGCCCACCCAUCAACAUGCCUAUGGCUGGCCCUAACAUCAUGCAAGGGUAUCAAGGCUGGGGUACAUCCGCGGGUAACGCUUCGUAUGCGGGAUACGGCGCGGCGGGUGCAGGCGCGGGCCCGGGCAACUACCAGGGCUGGGGCGCGCCGCCGGCCCCGCAGGCCCCGCCGCACGCGCCCGCCUGGCCCGCCACCAACAACUACACGCAGCACACGCAGCCGCCCGCGCAGGGAUACGGCAGCUACGCUAACUACAGCUCUGCGCCGGCGGGCGCGUCGGCCGGCGGCAGCUGGACCAACUGGAACAUGCCACAGAACUCCAAUUCUACCGGCUCCGGGUCGUACGUGCCGCUGUCUGAGGGCGGCGAGAUGUACGGUCGCGGCGGCGGCGGUGGCGGCGGCGCCGGCGGGCCCGCGCUGACGGGCGCGCUGUCGUCGGCGGCGCUGUCCAAGUCGUCGUCCGCGGACUACUCCACGUACCAGCAGUACCCGCCCGCCUACCAGCAGGACCAGGGCUCGUCGUACGGCGGCGCCGCGUCGCGCUACACCGCCACCGAGUACCACGGCUCCGCGCCCGCCGCGCAGCCGCCAGGUGUGCACCAUCCGCACCACGCUCCCAAACACUUCAACGCCAACGAGUUUAACAAGGAGUGGCCCGCCGCGUAGGCACACACACACACUCGUACACCACUGUACGGACAGACACUUGAGUUCUGCUCCGUGCGCUCACACGACCGCAGUGUGGUUAACUACAGUCGUAUCGCUCACACGUUAAUAAUAUACACUAUUCUUUUCUAAAGGUACGUAGAGGUAGGUAGAGUGAGUUCUGUAGUUUGUUACGCUGCGAUAGACGCACACUCAGACGUUGAUCUACCUUCUAGUACGCACUUGUAAGUAGUGUUAGUAAUUUGGCGCUUGUGAGACACUGAUUGUGUUUGUCAUAGUAGAUGUAGGCCAUUCCGCUUGACGUUUGAUCGAUGCAAGUGCGUGCUCGAACGGUUGUAUUCGAUCGACUCCAUCUAUCGAUUCUAACUUAGUCGAUAUACCUUAUAACGACAAAGAGAAUAGGGAUAGUUAGUGUUUAACCGAUUUGUUAACAUAUACCAUAAAACUGACGCGAAUAUUUCGUAUACCUCUGUGAAACUUCCCAAUAGGUGAUAGAUUUGUAGUUAUGUGUUUUUUGGAUUUCACGACCAAAACGAUAUUAACGUGAAAAUAGAAUAUUGAAUACAAUGCAACAAAUUAAUAUUUAUAUUGUAACUGAUAAAGUUAAUGGAUACAUUUAAAUUUUAUGCAUGCAAGUAUCUAAAGUCAAGAAGGCGGUUAUAAUAGUUAAUUUAUAAAGUCACCGAAGACUACAUUAACACAAACCCACACGCGUAAUUAAGCGUUAAUUUAAUAAGUAAAAUUAAAAUAUAAAAUAGUUUAAAUUAACAUUCAGAACCAUUAGGUGUAAAAGUCUUGUCUACUAAUUUAAAUAAGGUACUCCCACACUUCGCAAGUUUUGGCACUCGGCCGUCUCUGAACGCUACGAAGGAAUGAUAUUAAGACACUCGCUAGGCACUGGCCACGCGGGCGACGCGGCGACGUGUACCGCGACUCUGUCACUCGCCCAGAAGUUUUCGCGACCCCUCUUCUAUAGCUAAACGAUGCUGUCUUUUGCGCGUGUACUACAUUGUACACACUUUUUUAAUUAACUUUGCUUUUAAUAUUCUAUUUGGAUGUGGGUUUUAUUGUGAAAGAUUUAUUUUCUCUUGACACAUUUCGAAUGUUUUAGUAAGUUUUGUCGGUUUGUCUAAAGUGAUUUCUUUUAAUAAUGUCGUGUACGUGUACGGAGUAAGGCCGCGUAGAGCCGGGCCGCGCCGCCGCCCGCUCCGCCGCGCGAUCGCGUGACGCACAUUUGACAGACACUGUUAAACAAGGCCAAUUUAGGGAAAUGACCUAAAAGAACUUAACUUAAGCUAAUAACUUGUAUAAAUAUUUGGUAUAUAUAUCGGUAUGUAUGUUUAAUGUUAGAAUUUUGGUUAUUUACCACACACUAGACUUAGGAAAACGGUAGGCAUAUAAUGAGAUAAUUAUGUGUUAAUAUUAAACAAAACAUAGUUGACUGACGUGAUUUUAAUAUUUUAAUUAUUCCCGUUUUUGAGAAGGGAACAAUUCUGUAUAAAUAUUCGUAAUUUUAAUUUGUUUUCUUAUAUGCAUUUUAGUUUUUUAUCGCAAUUUUUAAGUUGAUACUAUUAUUAUAUGGAAUUUAUACUUUAAUGAAUUAAAUUUACCUGCCAAAUUGUUAACGAGCAAACGAUAUUGUCGUAUGUGUUAAGUAAUGAAGCUCAAGCAUUUAGGAUAUAGUUCGGUACGUGACGCGCCCGGCCGCAGGCAGCGCGCGCACCCCUCGCGCCCUCGCCAUACAUUUGUACAUAUAUAUACUUACUUGUGUGUAAAGCAUAAUUUUAAUCGAUUCUCUCGUCACAUAGUUUUAAAGUUUUAAUUUAUGUGAUUGCCAAAUAUUUUUAAAACUGUAUAGAGCUUUCGCCGGCCGCUACGGCCGCUAUGUUAGUCGUAUCAUAAUAUGUACCCGACGCGGUCGCGGGUCGCGCGGCCGUCCCGCCCCGCUACAAAGUGAGUUAUAAUUUAAAAUAACAUUGUUAGAUUAAAUUUAAUGUUAGUCCUUUACUGUACUAUAUCGCUCAAUCGUUUGACCGAUCGACUGAUUAAAAUUUUAGUGAUAAGCUAAGUAAUUAAUCGCGGGGACGGCAGUGGCCGCGCGGCCGUCGGCCCAGCGCAACGGCGCCGCGUCCGACCAUUAUUUGUUGUAAUUAUCUUAGAGUUUACGGUCACUGAUAGACUGCCCGACGCCCGGACACGGGAGUUGUUCCUUUAAUUUUAAAUAAUAGAACCGCGCCGCGCCGCGCUCGAUAAGAUUUGUUAAUAAAUGUUUUAAAUAGACGAAUUGUUGAUGAUUACAUUGAAUGCAUAAUUUGAUCGUUUAGAAUAUAGGGUUAUUUAAGAUCGCUCCAUAAGUAAAGUAUAAUUUAUCUAUUGAGGAAUAUUGUGAGGUGUAAGCAAAUUUUAUAAGUGACUAGCGGUCUGGGGCGAGGGGUGCGAUGUCCCAAAUUUAACGGUAAAACAUAGUGAAGAAGCCUUUUACAUUGUGAUGUUCAUAGUUAACGCGCAUACAUUUCUUAUAGCUCUUAAAAUAUACAUAUAAUAACAUAACAGACUCGACUGAGACUCAAUCAGUAUGUAGGAAAGUGAAACUCGUACCUUAUAACAAUAUAAUGAAAUAAUAAGAUAAACUAAUCGAGGUCGGUGCCUGACUGCCCAUUAGGUUACGUGUAGAUGUGCCGCUUUGUACCGCUUCGUUUACUCUUCGUUCCUAUGUUAGUUAGGUUAAUUUGUCUCGAUUCAUUCCUGGUUAUUUUUAUCGUUCUCGGCAUAGGUAGUGGUUCGUUCGUUUCGGUGUCACUGUCUCUCGUCUCGCUUUGUACUAGUUGCAUUUGUUGGCACUAACCCGGCCGCACAGGUCCGCACAUGUUCAGUUCGCAUAAUACCAUUAUGUUCCAUUGUUUCGAUUACGUUUUUAUACUUACUGUAGGUUUAAUGUACAUCCACCGAUGAUACGAACGAAAUUGUUCACAUCUGUUUUAAUAUUAGGAAACGAUGCCUUACAAAAAGUUAAGUGAAUAUAGAGAUGAUUUAUAAUUAUGUUAUUUUCGAUGAUAACGAUUAAUUAGCACUAAGGUGUUUAGACACGGGCUCGGCCCCGCACUCACAAACCUUUGGAACAAUUUAAGAACUUAGUUUGUAAUGAACCAACGUGGCAAUCUUCUAUUAACAUAAAGAAAUAAUUUAUUUAAAAUAAAGUAUAAUAUGUAUUAGAAAUUUUAGAUUUACUCAACAUUAAACUUAGUGCAAAUUAUUGUGAAAAAUCAAUUGAGACUAUUUAUAUGGGUUUUAAUUAUUAUUAUAUAGGAGAAGAGCAUUAAAAUAUUGGAUGAAUUUAUUAAUUAAAAUAGUUAGCAAAAUACAAAUACGAUAAGACUCGUUAGAGGCUCGUCUGUCAAAUGUGGUGUUCAUGCGGGCGCGUCGCUCCGCACCCGACUCCCCGCGGCCUGUACCACUGUACCAGAGUACCACUGUACCACUGUACCAGUGUCCCACUGUACCACUGUACCACUGUACCGCGUAGUACUGGGUACAUACAUUGCAUACACACCCUGAGCGACGACACGUGCAUCCCUUGCAUUUUAAUAUUACAAUCUGUAAUAUCGGUAUAAGAUAUGCAGCUGUAUCUUAAUGUUUAUGGAAUAAUUAAUAUUUUAAUCAUGGCUUAACUGUAGUACUGUUGCGUAGAUAACCUUUCGACUCUUGUUUGUAUUACUUUAUAUUAUAGUGUACGCGGUUUUUAUAUGUGUAUGUUUAUUCAGUAGUAUAUAAAGGAAACAAUGUUUUGUGUAAAAGUGUAUUUUGGUAUAAUGAUAAAAGUAACGUUAGCCCUGUUGGUGCGAGCAGGGCGACGCCGCGCGGGCGGGCGCGUGGCGGCGCCGUGCUCGUCUACAUUAAUAUAUUUAUGAUCGUAAUUGACUAAUUAUACAAGACCCCUAGUGUUAAACGUUAGAUUAGCAGUCGACUCAUUUUAAGUUCACUGUUUACUCGUCUUUUUAAAAUUAAUUCAUUUGCAUUUACAUGUAUAUCAGAGGACGACCAAAUCGUCCAACUUAACUGUAGUCUUUUCGAAACUUAUUUUAAAAACAAUGCAGGUAUUAUUAAAUAUAAAACCUCAUAUUUAUACUAGAAGUUAAUAUAAUGUAAUUAUUGAUCCCGAGUCAGAUAAAUUUUCACGGGCUUUACAGUUAAUUAUAACAUUAAUUAUUAUAAAACCUAGGGCAAGUUGUUAUUUAUUUCUGUUUUAAUUAAAAAAAAUUGAUGUUGAUUAUUUUUUAAACUAUUAUUUUCUUUAUAGUAAAUAAAAGUACAUAAUCCUUGAUCGAUUAGAAACAAAAUUGUUAGGUGAACUAUCGACUGAUGUACAAUAUUUAAAGUAAUGUUUACUGACAGCAGUACCUAUAUAAGUUUAAUUUACCCCGGCCCAGUACGGGCCGGCGCUGUAUUUAUACACACUUGUAUUAAUUUCCUAAAAUGUAAUUAAUCGGAAGCGGCGAACGCGAAGUAGCCACAAACUAAGCAUGUUACAAUUGUAAGACUAUUAUCUAGAUUUGUUGUAAUCUUGUAAUGUGUAAUCUACUAUAUACUUAGCCCUAUCUUGGUGAAGCCUAGCGGGGCGCGCGGGCGACUGGUCGUCUCGCGCGUCCCACAUAAGUUACUUUAUGUUCGUAUAAAAAAGAAAAUUAUGAUAGAUUUUACACGUGCGUCCUUAUUGUUUCUUUUUUACGAAGAUUACCUAAUGAUAAUUAGUUAAUUACGGUUUUAAUUAUUAAUUUUAACCGAAGCACUAAAGUAAGACGAGAAGCUUGUACGCGAUGAUUUAUUGAUGUAAUAAGUGCUAUCACAUACAUAACACUGAGGUCUUUCGGAGUAGAAAUUAUGCAUUAUUCAUAUUAGGUAUUUUGGGUAUAUAUAUUUAGUGUUAGAUUUAACUGGUAACAUAAGUAUGUAGUUUAUAAUGUAAUGGAAAGAAAUAAACACUUUUGUCGUAGUUUCCUAUUAUUAAGCUUCUUCUAUCUUAAUGGAUUAAGUAACUACUGGUUGAUUAAUAAAAUAUUAAUAUUACCACUGCAAAUAUUUGAGAUAUCUUAUGAUGAAAUAUAUAUCUACUUUAAGGACAUUAUAAAACGUAGAUAAUUAAAAGAAAUCAAAAAUUUCAAAAUAAAAUGGCAGUUUUAAUGGUGAAACACAACCCUUUACUCCCCGUGAAGUACACUUUUCACACAUAAUUUUUGUUUGUUUUUGUUUUUUUAUUACUAGUUGAGAACCCCAUUAAUGAAUAGUACAUUCAUAAUAGUCUUACACAAACGGCAGUAUAGAUAGACAUGAACACGACACGUUGCCGUUUCCAUUAGUUAUAUUGCUGUCUUAUUGUAUGUAUGUAUGCACUCUAUGCACUAUAACACAGCUACAUACAGUAAUAUAUUGCACCUAUGUAUCUAUCCUAUCCUCCUAUACUAUAUUCUAUCUGUCGUGUAGCGUUAAUCAUUUAAUAUUUGAAAUACAAUGGCAUGAUAUUUUUUUCCAAAUUUUCUUGAUAAUACUCAAAUGAAAUUGUUUUAUUUUUGCCACACUGCAUUUCUAAAUAAAUCUGGCUACUGUCAUUGUAUUGAGAAUAUCGUAGGAUUAUUUUACGUCAUUACAAAUGAACUGACUAGUUGUGUACGGCAGAGGGCGACGGUGUGUGCAGUAGCGCGGGCAGUCCCAAGUAUAUGAACGUACCGCAGAUGUCCGACGCCAUAGGAACUCCACCUCAGGUCCAGAACCUCCCUAUUUACUAAAAUUAUUACUAUCAUUCUACUGCUAGCAGUUACUAAUUCAAUAGGGUCCUAAAUAACUUACAAUCCAUUAGUUACGUACCAGAAAUGACUAGGCUCGGUAUCAUACGGCACUUUGCAGAUAUAUUAAUUACCUAUAUCGGGAUGCAAGAAAUGAGCACUGAACCGAGUAAGAGUUGUUUUUUUUACCGUUGUGGUUUGCUCAGUAGUUCUACCAAGCUUCGGUAGAUGGCGCAUAUUGUACAGACAAACAUUCAUAAAAGUUAAAAGUAUUUUUUUUUUAUUAAUUUCUAGAAUAUUCUUUAUUGCAAUUUUUAUAGUAAAUAUCAUUACAUAAUUGUUGUAUUAAGAUAUUUAAAUGGGCUGUGUCGUCGCUGUAUGAAAGUAUAUCAGUCAAAUGUGCCGUGUGACGUAAACUUGGUUGUCUCAAAGGAAUGUAAUAAAUUAAAAACCAGUACUUCUAAGUUGUUGGUCAUACUAUUCUCAUACAUUUCUAGCUGCUUAGCUAUUGAGUAUAUUUUAUACAAGCAAUUUUAACAGCGUAUCCUACAGGUCCCCAUGAUGUAUUGCGGAGGUAUGGUGUCGCCACAGCCGUCAUUUUGCAAUGUGUCCGACAUAUCUGCGUCUGUCUCAGGUGAUGACUAUGAAUACACGGGGGGCUCGGGAGACGGCUAUCAACGGUCAUCGAAACGCAGCUACCAUGGGUCGUCGUCAGGCGGAACUGCAUCGGCUUCUUCCUACCAUCCCUAUCGACGUUAACGAAUGAGCUGUGCGGCCUCUUUACAGCUCUGAGUGCCUGGUAACUCGGUUACACUUGUCAAUGUUUGUUAGUCUACGCGGCCUUAUAUUGCAUUCCGGUACGAUAGAAUAUCUUAUUAUAGAUAGGUUUAUAUAGUAAUUUUUCUCGCAUAGAUAAUACAAUUGUAUGUAAGCGCACUGUCACUAGAUGUCAUAAGAUAGUGCGGACUGAUUUAAUUUUAACUCACACUUUGGACAUAAAUAAUAACUAAGUGACACGCAGCUGUAUAAAUGAUAUAAAGUUAAUAAGUUUAUGUAAUAUACAAAUUAGGCUAACAAACCACCUCGUGCGAGACUCCGUUUAUUAACAAACAUUGUCUUACAUUUUACUUGUAAAAUAUUAUUAUAUCUCUUUUUCUACGAACGCAAUCAUUGAGUUUGUAAAUUGUUUUUAUUGGAAGCGGUCUAUUAGGGACGCCUGUUACUAGAUCGAUUUAGUUUUUGAGAAAUUUACUUUUGACUUUAAGCAUUUCUUUGACUUGUAUUAAUGGACAUGCAUGUCGCGACAUUAGCGUGAAGUAUCGUCAUGUCGAGCGUCAUGGACUUGAGGACUUGACGGUAACUAGAUGAUAUGAAUGAUAAGAGACGUCCCUUUUAGAACAUUUUCCGAAUUAUUAAGUUAGUAGAUUAGUUUUUCUUUUGGAUAUAUUUGUCUAGUGUGGGACUGAUUGGACGCGUGUGUCGAUCCAUCGACCUUUUUUAACUACAAAUUCUAGUUGUAAUAUCAUACUAAGAGUUUAGAACGUUUUACUAUACAAUGCAAUAGAUUCCAAAUUGUGAUUCUUUAAUGUUUUAUAGUAUGUAACGUGUAACGUAUCCAUUGGCCUUAGUCUCGGAUAAAAGGUAAAUAAAUUGUAAGAGUAUUGUAUCUGUCCCGACUUCUAUACAUUACAUGUAUCUUUCUAACAUUUUACUCGACGUAUUUAGGCAUUCAGCUAUAAUUUUAAGGAACUAAAUAGAUUUUACCACCAUUGUAAAAAUAGUGACUAUUUAAAGAAUAUUAACAAAAGUACCUUUUCACUCUAGUUGUUAAAUUAAUCCCAAGGAGGACCACUUUUGUAGUAUGAAUACUUAUACCACCGCGGUUAUUGUUCGAAUGAGUUUUCAUUUCCUCGUUGUUACAAUAUAAAAUUGACAUAUUUUCGUAAUAUUUACUUUAGAUGUUAGAUAGGGUAGUCAACCAUAUGGAAUGGUUAUAAAAUUUUCAAUGACUUCAAAGAAAUCAUGUUGCUACCUAAUAGGUAUUAUUGUUUAAGAGGCAUUUAUGACAAAAUUUUGCAAAAAUCACUCGAGUAUGUAUGUAUCGCAAUGUAAUUGUCUUGGAUGUUUGAGAAACAUAAUUUCUGAUGCUGUGAUGGAAUUUGAAAUAUCCGCGCCGUUUGGCCUCUGAAAUACUUCCAAUUGUCGGUACUCUCUCUUAAAACGUGUAUGUUCUUAAACUUUAAUAAAAAUACUAUAUAAUUUAAGUUUUAUUUAAAUUCUCUGACAAGACUGUCUGUUUCCUCCUUCUGUAACAGUUUAGCUAUAAUUCUUGAUAACUCGAUACAGGUAUAUAAAUUAAUAGACGGUACGUUUUUUAUAAUAAUCUUAUUUUUUAUUUUUGAAUCAAAUUUUUUAAAUUACAUUUUAUAACUGACGUAGGUAGGCCUUGUUAAUAUUUAAAUAAUGUACGAUUAAAAUUUAAUGACAUUGGGUAAGUACAAUGGAAAAUAGAUCAGAAGUUAAAAUGUAUGUAAUUAAAAUUAAUGUUUAUAAUUAUUAACAAUGUAAUAUAAAAUAGAAGUUAAUGUACAUUAUUAUAAUUAUUAUAAAUCGUUUGAAGUUACACCAAUGGACAGGUAUUACAUUAGGUCAGGUGAUUUAAUAUAGAAAUUACAUCUAGAUAAUAUAUCUUAUAUUAAUAUUAGGCUCUAAAAUUAAGAGGUCAUGAUACUUUUAGCACACAUGAAUUAUACAUAAUUAUAGAUUAGCAGUUCAUUACUCUGGACCAUAGAUAUAAUGAUAGCCACCUACACAUUACACCUAAGUUAAUAUUUUGGCUUAGAUUUUUAUAUUAAACGUGUUCUUUAUAAUAAAUUAGUAUUACGGAAAUUCUUAUGUAGAGAAUCGUCUAAAUAAAUUGUGUAAAUUUAAUUUCCACAUUAUUUUAUUAAAGCUUACAAUUAGGGUAAUUUUAAUAAUCCUAUCACCAAUGGACAGACAAAUUGUACAUAAUAAUUAAUAAUGUAAUUAUAAUUUACUUUUGAAUUUUACAUUAACGCUCUCGAGGCGUUUAUUUCCUUAAUUACAAAAGCGAUUUUGGAUGUGCACAUUAUUUUCAAAUGUUUUGAAUAUAAUCCUACAAAUGCAUGAAUUUAUAAGUGCCAUAUGAAUACUUAGUGGCUGGAUUUAAAUUCAUAAGCGGACCGGGUAAGGCACUAGGAAAGAAGCGAAUAUUUACAACGAAUGCUAAUUGGAAUUGACUAAAUAUUUCUAGAAUGGAGAUCAUUAUAAAUGUAGGUACACAUUAGUAGCUUAAACUAAUAUUUCUAAACCAUUGCGCAGACAAUAGGCCAAAUUUAUUUAUAUUUUUAUAAUUUGGAUGAUCACGCAAAAUUAACCUAUUCUGUGAAGUUAACACUCGUUAGGUAAUACGAAUUUAUUUACGACCGAAUAAAAUUUAAUCUUCUAGCUUACAAAAUAUUGAAAUUAUAAUUAAAACAU
Molecule: messenger RNA, 10721 nt
Organism: Spodoptera littoralis (African cotton leafworm)
Lineage: Eukaryota; Metazoa; Arthropoda; Insecta; Lepidoptera; Noctuidae
Source: the annotation of a GenBank genome assembly